AUGACUGAAGACUCAGCCCACGGGGAAGACAAUUGUGGAGUGAGUUCAAUCAUAAACACGCCAGGCCUGGAGGAAGAAAAGGGCAGGGCCCACACAAACACGGCUUUCGCUGAAUAUGGACAUCAAGCACUGCCUAGAAUUAACAAUGAUGUCCUUGGGGCUGAUGUCAACUUAGGCAGAACGGUUGAUCGGUUCCGGGGAACAUGGAAAUCCAUUCCUUGUGAAAAUUUUGAAGAAUAUAUGAAAGAACUGGAAUGUAAGGGAAGAAAUAAAGAUCUGGAAGAAUCCUUUAAACUGAGAGAAGAGUUUGAGGAAACCACACCAGGUGGCCAUAAAACUAAGAGUACGGUAACCUUAGAUGAUGACUCUUUGAUUCAGGUUCAGGCCUGGGAUGGGAAAGAGACCACCAUCAGGAGGGAGCUAGUGGAUGGGAAAAUGUUGGGGGAAAGUGCUGUGAACAACGUUGUCUGCACUUGAACAUAUGAGAGAGUACAAACAAACUCAGUCUCAAACUAUUAG
Molecule: messenger RNA, 519 nt
Organism: Balaenoptera acutorostrata (minke whale)
Lineage: Eukaryota; Metazoa; Chordata; Mammalia; Artiodactyla; Balaenopteridae
Product: fatty acid-binding protein 12
Exons: 6
Biological process (GO): fatty acid transport
Cellular component (GO): nucleus; cytosol
Molecular function (GO): fatty acid binding
Source: RefSeq, a predicted model, not a curated record